This is a messenger RNA of Peromyscus leucopus (white-footed mouse), 822 nucleotides long. Its product is annotated as branchpoint-bridging protein-like. Bases 8 to 508 code for a protein of 166 amino acids. The transcript has 2 exons. Lineage: Eukaryota; Metazoa; Chordata; Mammalia; Rodentia; Cricetidae. The record is from RefSeq and is a predicted model, not a curated record.
GGGACAGAUGCGGAGACAGAUGCGCUGGGGACGCACGCACCGGGCACGCACAGGCCGCGGGCGCCUCGUGCAGCGACACCAGCCGGGGGGCCCCCCGCGUGCGGUCGCCGCUCCAGCGCCCUGGGCGGGGCUAACGGGCUGCGCAGCGGGCGGGGAUUGCAGCCAAGGCCGGGGCUCGUCGCGCCAGGGCAGCGACGGUGGCUUUGAAUGGUUGGGGCGACGACCUGCGAGUGGGGGUGGGGGAGGGGGCGGGACACGCAGCCGCGACCUCCCGCGGGUCCCCACGCGGCCCCGUGCACCGGCUGCACCCGGAGCUCUUGGGUCCCCUCCGGCAGCGCAGCUGGAGUGGGGGGGGGGAACACAGGCCGCGGCCAACGCCCCCGCUGCAGCGCGGCCCGGAGGGGGGCGGCCAAGGCCCCCCCAAAGCCCGACAAUGGGACAAAGGAGCGUCUCUAGCAGCCGCGCGGAGUGGGUGCCACCGUGGCCCCCCGGCCGACCAAGGCGCUGAUUGGUCCCUGGGGCGGGGGUCACGUGCCGCAUCCUGCUCUCCACCGCCGACUUUGGGGCGCCUCCCCAGAGCCGCUGCCAGGCCGAACCCCCACCCGGGCCUCCGAUGGCGAAUUCUAGGCCUGCGACAUCCCUGAGGUCGGGAGGGACUCGUGGAUCCCAGUUCCUCUCCGCUGGGAGUCUGUCACCCCCGCCUGAGGUCCUCCGGGGCUUCCAGCCCUCCCCCGUCCGUCCGUCCGUCCGUCCGUCUGUCUGUCUGUGGCAGAGGGCAGGCAGGCAGCUGCCCUUGGAGGAGGUGACGUCAGCCUGCGGACA